CGAUCUUCCUGUCUGAUUGCAGACUGUCUCCACACUAGAAAUGAAUUCUAAGUCUGAGCUGGAAACCUACACUAUAAGGGGAAGACAGACUCAUGUGCCAUAAUUCAGACAAAAAGAAAUCACCAUAAUAAAUUUAAAAGCGGCCACUGAACAUCUCUGCUCCCAUGGAACUUAUAGUCAGAGAGGGAAAUCAAAUGUGGAUAUGGAUUUCAUAAUGCGAUAAGUGUUUGAAAGGCAAAACAGAGUAUCGGAGUAAAUGAGCCGGGUGUGUUAUGUGGCCAGUUUAGACAGAGGGUGGUAGCCAGCCUCCACAAUAGGCAGUGAUGUUAGCGGUGCCUGAUAGCCAUGCCUUUUACAGUCGCCUCUUAUAUGGGGCUGACAAGUGUGACCCAUAGGAUAUUGGGGAAAUACAGAGCUUGAGUUCCAAAGUCAGAAAAACACUGUGACUUCCUCUUUGCUCUCUCUUGAUCACUCAUGGGAAAUCCCACAUAGUGAGGUUCACAUGGGCAGUUACCAAGCCUCCGGUCGACAACUAACUCACCAUGGCAGCCAAAUGGAUUAACUAUCUCCAGAGUUCAUCCUCCAGUCCCAGGGCCUGUGCUGCCCCGACCAGCCUCAGACUUUCAAUCUUCCCGCCUCAGUGUCACCAGGACAGUAGAAUAUUUUCAGUUUUGUACAAGAAGUGUUUGCAGAACCCAGGAGAAACAUCAGACGCACUUGGAAGCCAUGGGAUGCUUUCCAGGAGAGGUGAAUGUCAACCUCUCAGCAGAGCGCACCGUAGAAAGGCAGAUCCAGACCAGGGCUCCCCAGCCCUGUCUCCUGUCCCCCCAUCCAGAACUUUGACUCUCUGGAGCACCUCUAUCAUGGAAGCCGCAGAAGUUUCACUGGCACCACACCAGCAUCUGGGUCUGAAAUACAGUGGCUUGUUGGAAACAGGUAUGCAGGUAAGAAUAAGCAGUGUGCACGGAGGUCUGAGCAGAGGCUGGCCAGGGGCAAAGAGCUGCCUUCCUGAAGAGGACUGGAUGGGCAGAGACCUGGUGAUGGAGAUAACAAGACACACUGGAGAAACUGGAAGAGAAGUGGGAUCAGCUGGAGCUGAGGGCCAGCACGUCUCCUCUGUCCAGAUGCUGCAGCCUGUCAGAAACAGAACCCUGGAGAGGGCUUCUCUUCCGCCCCAGGACAGAGUCUGUUCUGUCUUGCCUACUCUGCCUGGCACCCUUCCAACACCAGUUCUUAAGGCUCUGAUCAAAUGCAAUUCCACAGGCCCCUAUCCCAGGAUCCAGAAACAGGACAGCAACAUCCGGCAUCUUCUGCCAGCCCCUCCUCUAGCUCCAUCUCGGUCCCCAAUCCCUGGCAGCCACCCAUCAAAUCCUCUCCCCGCCAUGAUGUGUGUGUGUGACGGGGACACUGGACAGUCAUUCUAACCGAUUUGUACAAUUUGUUUCCUGGGCUUUGGGCAACCCACUCCAUCUGCGGAUGGCUGUGAGCGGCUUCCAAGCACCAUGCCUUCCUAACCACCUCUCAGGAGCUCCCCAAGGGAUGCCUUUCACUCUCUUUCCAGGGGUUAGCACAGUACAACCCUGGAUGUUUCCAAAGCACGAACCAGCCUAAUAAGCACAGGCGUCUCCAUGGCAUCCUUCAUCUAGCUUAUUGAAGCGUUCCACAGAUGCGAAGGAACAUCGAACCAAAUCCCAAGAACACUUUCUGAACCCCAGGAGUCAUGCACCAUUUUAUCAGGUAGUUUAUUGGCGCAGCAAACUGGGAGUCUACCACCCUCCGUUCACAAAUCAGUUCAGAGAUAGGAUCUAACUUGCCCAAAGUUGAAGAGUAAGUUCAUAGAUGAUCUGAACUUAGAAACUAAGCCUACUGGGCCUGUGGAGGGACAGAGUCCUCACUGAUCAGUUAACAGGAAUGCACAGACCUCUGAGGAGCAGCCAUUUAACUAACUGCCUGGACCUAUGAAAUGCACGGAACUGCAUAGCCUGGGUGGGAAAUGAGCCCGUCAAUCUGUUUUGUGCAUUUACUUGCAAUUCCUCAUUUGUUAUUUUUAUCUGAUUGGUUUCACUUUAGACCUGGUUCCCAUUUCUCAUUUAUGACUAAAGGCCCUUGGGUGAGGAAAAGGGAAGUCGAGGAGUGUUCUCUUUUGUACUCUGCAAAUGUUUCUAUACCUCCGUUCCCCUCCCCCUCCUU
This is a messenger RNA of Peromyscus leucopus (white-footed mouse), 2190 nucleotides long. RefSeq lists its product as uncharacterized. The record is from RefSeq and is a predicted model, not a curated record. The coding region runs from base 543 to 1424 and encodes 293 amino acids. The transcript has 3 exons. Lineage: Eukaryota; Metazoa; Chordata; Mammalia; Rodentia; Cricetidae.